This is a messenger RNA of Sphaeroforma arctica JP610, 151 nucleotides long. RefSeq lists its product as hypothetical. NCBI's taxonomy places the organism in Eukaryota, Ichthyosporea, Ichthyophonida. The annotation marks the transcript as partial. The transcript has a single exon. The record is from RefSeq and is a predicted model, not a curated record.
GAAACCUUCGCAAAUGGGCGGGGGAGACGCCGUCUUCGGCGAACUGCUGCCGUAUGUUGGGUUUGCGUACUGUUACACCGGAACAAAUGAAGAGCGCCAGGAGGGCACACCGUUCAUCGAGGACGAAGUGCGCUCAAGAUACAAGGUAUAA